This is a messenger RNA of Gastrolobium bilobum, 3438 nucleotides long. Its product is annotated as phototropin-2. Lineage: Eukaryota; Viridiplantae; Streptophyta; Magnoliopsida; Fabales; Fabaceae. Gene Ontology annotation, biological process: protein phosphorylation. The transcript is spliced from 21 exons. Gene Ontology annotation, cellular component: nucleus; cytoplasm; plasma membrane. Bases 569 to 3286 code for a protein of 905 amino acids. The record is from RefSeq and is a predicted model, not a curated record. Gene Ontology annotation, molecular function: ATP binding; protein serine/threonine kinase activity.
GAAGCCAGACAUAAGACUCUUUUUGUGUUUUCAGGCUUUGCCACUUUCUUUCUGAGGCACAGUCUUUAAGUUUGAAUCUAUCUCUUCUCAAAAAGAGACUGUGAGAGAUUACUUUCAAUUGAAGAAACUCUUUCUUUCUCUCUUUUUUGAUAUAUUGUGAAAAAGGGGUUUCUCACUUUCUGCAGGAUUUGAUGAAUUUUGACUGGUUUGAUUGUCCUUUAUAUGGAUUAUUACAUAGCAUGCCAUUAAUUUUUUUAAUCUAGCUGCUAAUUCUUCAAUUUGUAGUUCACUGCAUGGAUUAUACACAUGUGCACACCUAUUAAUGUUUUUGUCAUUCCAUCAGCAAUCUACUUGCAUGAUAAAAAUAUCUGCAAUCUGCAUUCAUCUUUUGCAUUUAAUUUAACUAACUAGUCUCUGUGUGACUUGCCAUGAUGGUUGUAUCCAUGAAAUUGAACUUGUCAUCUGGUCCUCCAUGACCAUUUCUUCAGAGUUGGUGAGACUGAACAUGCUUAAUUGUUUUCUAGGUAAGUAGUACCCUUUUGUCCAGACUAAUUGACCGUGGAAACUCAUGGAGAAACAAGAAUUAUCUGCUACUUAUGAUCCUGAUGCCAGCAGUGAUCAGCCAGGUUCAUUUCAGAUAUUCAAAUUGCCAGAUAACAGUAAAAGUGAGGAGGAUUAUAGAAAAGCCGUAAAACUUGAUGGAGGUGCGGUAAUCGCUCCCUCUAAUUCUGCAGGUGGUAGGGAAUCUGUCAACAGAUGGAUGGCAUUUGCUGGGAAGUCUAAAUUCACAAUUGAUGGCAACUCUACUAAAAGGGAUCUUUGUGGGGAUAAAAUUAUAAUGAAAGACAAUGACUUGAUGGAUGAAGCAACCAUAGCUGAGAGAACUGCUGAAUGGGGUCUUGUGAUGAACUCUGGUAAUUUCAAAGCAACAGGAGUAGUAGAUAGAAGUUCCUCUGACAGAAGCAAAAACUUAUCAGAUAGACUUGUUGAAUCAACAAGGACUUCUGGGGAAUCAAAUUAUGGAUCCGAGUCAUCAUCAGGGGUGUUCCCAAGGGUCUCACAAGAGUUGAAGGAAGCAUUGGCGACGCUGCGACAGACAUUUGUUGUCUCAGAUGCAACCAAACCAGACUGCCCAAUCAUCUAUGCUAGCAGUGGCUUUUUUACUAUGACUGGUUAUUCUUUAAAGGAAGUUAUUGGAAGGAAUUGCCGAUUUCUUCAGGGGCCAGAUACUGACAAGAAUGAAGUUGCAAAAAUUCGGGAUGCAACUAGAAAUGGGAGAAGUUAUUGUGGCAGGCUUUUAAAUUACAAGAAAGAUGGAACUCCGUUCUGGAAUCUACUCACUGUCACCCCCAUCAAAGAUGACCAUGGCAAUACUAUCAAAUUCAUUGGAAUGCAGGUUGAGGUGAGCAAGCACACAGAAGGUGUGAAUGAAAAGGCGUUACGACCAAAUGGAUUGCCUAAGUCAUUAAUUCGUUAUGAUGCUCGUCAAAAGGAGAUAGCUUUGGGUUCCAUCACUGAGGUUGUCCAAACUGUUAAGGAUCCAAAAUCUAUUAUUCGGGCUAUGAAUGAUGAUACUGCCACCAAGCAUGCAGAGCAAGAGAAAUUCAAUAUUGAUUUUGCUUUGCCAAAGUCUGUCGAAAUUGGGAAUACGAGUGCACCUGGAAGACAAACUUCACUGAACUUCCAAGAUGAUAUAUCGGAUUUGAGUUCUUGCCAGGAUAGGAGCAAGUCAUCAAGAAAAUCAGGACGGAUUUCUUUCAAAAGUUUUAAAGGAAGAUCUCUAAGUUCUGUAGGGAGAGACGAAGAGAAGCCCAUUGUUGAACCCGAGAUUUUGAUGACCAAGGAAAUAGAGUGGUUCAACAGUUGGGAGUGUUCUGAAAGAGAGAGGGAUAUAAGGCAGGGAAUUGAUCUAGCAACCACAUUGGAGCGGAUAGAAAAGAAUUUUGUGAUUUCGGAUCCUAGACUUCCAGAUAACCCAAUUAUAUUUGCAUCUGAUAGCUUUCUUGAACUUACAGAGUAUACGCGAGAAGAAAUUUUGGGACGUAAUUGUCGGUUUCUUCAAGGACCAGAAACAGAUCAGUCAACUGUCGCGAAGAUUAGAGAUGCUAUCAGAGAACAGAGGGAAAUCACUGUUCAGUUGAUCAACUAUACUAAGAGUGGAAAGAAAUUCUGGAAUUUGUUUCACUUGCAACCAAUGCGUGACCAAAAGGGUGAACUUCAAUACUUCAUUGGUGUUCAAUUAGAUGGAAGUGAUCAUGUAGAACCCUUGAAAAACCGCCUGUCUGAGAGAGCUGAGCAGCAAAGUGCUAAGUUGGUGAAAGCCACGGCAGAAAAUGUUAAUGAAGCUGUCCGUGAACUUCCUGAUGCCAACUUGAGACCAGAUGAUUUGUGGGCAAUUCAUUCUCAACCUGUCUUUCCACGACCUCACAAAAAGGACAAUCCCUCUUGGGUAGCAAUUCAAAAGAUAGCUGCAAGUGGUGAUAAGAUGGGCCUGCAUCAUUUUUUGCCCAUAAGACCAUUGGGUUGUGGAGAUACUGGCAGUGUUCAUUUGGUGGAACUCCAAGGUACCGGCGAACUAUAUGCAAUGAAGGCAAUGGAAAAAUCUGUAAUGUUAAAUCGUAAUAAGGUUCACCGAGCAUGCAUUGAAAGAGAGAUUAUAUCAUUACUGGAUCAUCCUUUUCUUCCAACACUAUAUACCUCAUUUCAGACUUCUACACAUGUGUGUUUGAUUACUGACUUUUGCUCCGGCGGAGAGAUGUUUGCAUUGCUUGACAAGCAACCCAUGAAGAUUUUCAAAGAAGAAUCAGCAAGAUUCUAUGCUGCAGAGGUUGUCAUUUGUUUGGAAUAUCUCCACUGUUUAGGCAUAAUUUAUCGGGACUUAAAGCCUGAAAAUAUCUUACUUCAGAAGGAUGGCCAUGUUGUAUUAACUGAUUUUGACCUCUCAUUUAUGACAUAUUGUAAACCCCAGGUUGUGAAGCACUCAGUACCUACUAAUAGAAGAAGAUCACGAAGUCAACCACCACCGAUAUUUGUUGCAGAGCCGGUUACACAAUCAAACUCUUUUGUUGGAACUGAAGAAUACAUUGCCCCUGAAAUUAUAACCGGAGCUGGGCAUACUAGUGCUAUAGAUUGGUGGACCCUCGGUAUCUUGUUGUAUGAGAUGCUCUACGGUCGUACACCAUUUAGAGGAAAGAAUAGACAGAAGACAUUUUCCAACAUCUUACACAAGGAUCUUACCUUUCCAAGCAGCAUCCCGGUAAACAAAAAAAAUGAUGGAUAUUACUAGUUGAAAAUUAUGGGACGUUUUCUUAAGGCUAGUCUUGCAGCUAGGCAAUUGAUUAAUGCACUAUUGCAAAGAGACCCUGCCAGUCGUCUAGGUUCAAUUACUGGUGCCAAUGAAAUCAAACAACAUCCCUUUUUCCGCGGAAUCAAUUGGCC